UCUUUGCAUGCUAAUAAGUAAUUCAUAUGUGGCUUCCACAGGGUGAAGAUGUUUCCUUGCAUUUCAUGUCAUUCAGAAGAUGAAAAGAUAAAAUAAAACAAUAUGCAUGCUGACUUAUGGAAGGUGAAUGUGAAAAAGUUACUAGUGGCCCACAUCUGAGACUUGGAGUUGUGGCCACAUGCUGGCACAGGCUGCAGCAGCAGGCCAGGUUGUUGAAUUGGAGGCGUCAUUGCAGAAGGAAAAGGCAGGUCUUGCUGCAGCACAAGCUGAACUGAGAAGGCUUAUUCAGGUGGAAAGUGAAUGUGCACGCCUUUCAAAACGCAUAAAGUCCUUGGAAGCGGAAAUUGUACAAAAGGAGGAUUCAUGUCAGCAGAUGGAGAACACAUUGCGAGCACAGCUGGCAACACAAGCCAACAAGUUUGCCGACUCUGAGCGAUUCCAUGCAGAGGCAGGUUUAAAGCUUCUGGAAAGAUCCUUGGAGGGCGACAGAGCUGGUACAGAGGAAGGACCUAGGGUGGCGUGGUAUUGGAGUCAAAUGCUGAAGCUGUGGAAGGAUAUCUUCCCGGCUAAGCUUCGGCUGCUGGCUCUUCGGACGGGCUGUCAUGCUACAAUCGCACAGGACUCGUCAGAUGUAGUCAAUCGAACUGACACGUACCGGAACGAGUACUACCCCCUACACAGCCGAAGAGGAGGCAAAGGCCGCUGCCAUCCUGAAAGAGAAAAAAGAGAGGAAGGAGGCCAGAAGAAGGCCCUGAUGGAGGAACAGGCGGCGAAGAUGAAGAAGAUUGAGGAGAUGGCCAGAGAGAAAGAGAGGUUGAAGAAAGAAGAAGAGGAGAAGUUAAAAGCGGUAGAAGAGGAGGAAGAGAUAGAAGAAGAGCUACUGGAGACAAGAAGAAAGGAGCAAAGAGGGGAAUCCAGUGGAACAAGAGAUGAUCAACUGGAGAAGAAGAUCAGAGAGUGGGUUGCAAAUUUAUCCCUGGGAGAAGAAGAAGAAACGUUAAUGUAUGUACCCAGGGAAGAGCAAGAGGCGGCCGUAAAGGCGUGGGAGGCGGAAGAAGAUCCACUCAGGUGUCAGGCCAUGGAGGAUGAAACGAGGAUGGAGUGGAAGCUACGACUCAUGAAGGAGAGAAAAAGGAGAAUGGAAGCGGUGAGCCAGGCGGCAAAGGAGUUGGAGGAAGUAAAAAAGCAGAAAGACCAGAUGGCGGUACAGGUGGACCUCCUGGGUAAGAUGGAAAUCAUGGUGGGGUCAGAAGUGAAGGCCCACCUAGACAGCACAAAGCGCUAUUGUACGGGUGCUAUAGAGGGCACCAAACUAGCCGCUCCCAAGGAGGAGGAAGUAUGCCCGCGUAGGGAGCCCGUCAAAGUCAAGUUCCCCGAUUCCUACAGUGGGAAGAAGGAGGAGAACUUUGAAAAUUGGGAGGCUAAUAUAAAGACCUACGUGCACUUGCAAAAGGUCUCCCCAGAUGAGCAUGUUCUAGUUGCCAUUCACGCGCUAAAGGAGGAGGCCGCCAGUUUUGCACGUUCCCUAGUUCGCGCUGCGAAUUGCAACGAGGAUGUAGUUGCUUACUCCGUGUUUACUCCCCUCACCGAUUUCCUUAAGUUGUUGCGCGGACGAUUCGCAGAUGUUUCGCGUAAUGUCAAAGUCUCCGAUAAGUUGCAGACUAUCCACUCUCGUCAGUGGAGGAGUGCCAAAGCACUCAAAGGAGUAAUGGACGAGUUGGUGGUUGUUCCUGACCAUGGGGUCACAAAGACCCAACUGGUCAACCUUUUCUAUCGGGCUAUGCCCGAAUCGUUACGCGGGCACUUCUUCGAGAAGAGCCAGCAACCUACCAUGACCUAUGAUGCACUCAGCAGGGAAGUGGUAGCUUUUGAAGCGCGGUCCAUGUCAGUUUCCACUUUCCGGCACAAGGACCUUGACAAAGGGAAAAAGUGGAAAGGCCGCACUAUCUCUGGGCAGAUCAAGACUAAGGAUCGUCUGCUCCUUACGUUAGAUGAGGGUAGUGUGGAAGAAGUCCCCUACGAGCAGAUUGAGUGGGGGCUAGAGGAGGAGGACAGUAGUGUUAGUCAGGGGAGGACUUACGCUGCUGUCGCGUCCGGAGUGAGGCCGCAGGGAAGGGGAGGAGGUCAGGGCCAAGGGGGUCGGGCCUCAGGUGGCCGUUCCCAGGGCGAUGAGGGGGUUGGCGAUAAAGGAGGAAACCGCCAAGCGGGAGGAAGGGGUCAAGGUGUAGACAACACCCUGGCACAUUGCUGUCUCAGUGCUCUUGCGUUUGCCCGAUUGGUAAAGAAGGAGAAAUUAGAGGAACAGGUCUUCGUAGUUUACGUCAGGCCUGUCACUGAGCCUAAGGAGGAGAAGCCCAUUGACCCAGCUAUUGCCAAGCUGUUGGAAGAGUUUAAGGAUUUAUCUGAGCCGCCAACAGGAGUAGUACCGCGGCCCAUCCAGCAUCGCAUUGGGAUUGAGCCUGGCAACAGAACUCCCAAAGGAGCGGUGUAUAGAAUGUCUCCACGGGAGUUGGAGGAGCUACGCAAGCAAUUAGACGAGCUCCUAGAGAAGGGUUGGAUUAGGCCCAGUUCGUCUCCCUUUGGAGCMCCUGUUCUAUUUGUCCCCAAGAAGGAGGGAGAGCUCAGAAUGUGUAUAGACUAUAGGGGUCUCAAUGCUAUUACGGUAAAGAAUGCUGAGCCGCUGCCCCGCAUAGAUGAUCGUUUAGACCGGUUGCAGGGUUGCAAGUACUUUUCGAAGAUAGAUUUGAAGUUAAGAUAUCAUCAGAUAGAGGUCCAUCCUGAUGAUCAGUACAAGACUGCAUUCCGGACUAGGCUGGACUGGUGCUCCCUGCUGGAGGCGAUGGAUUUUGGGGUCGAGCAGGUGGAACCCUGUUCUUUUUCGGUUGAGGUUCUGGCUCUCAGGUUCUCCCAGGAGGACGUCACGCUCUACUCAGUGAACGCCAUGGAUCUUCUUCGCUACGAUCCACUCUGUCCCGAGGUUGAGCUCAUCUCACUGGAGCCCGAUCCCCCUGACCCUUCCUCCAUCUUCGCGGCUCCCAUCUCUACAUCCACCCCGCAGCCUGCGGAUACCCCCUCGACAUCCCAGGUUCCUACGCCGUCCACUGCCGAGUCCACCCAUACGUCUCGUGCCGACGSAGAWRUUGAGGAACUCAUGCGGUUCACGGCUGACUUAGAGCCCGUCAUUCGCGACCWGAUUCGGGAGUACYGCGAUGUCUUCCCCCCGUAUUUCUCAUACAGCGGGAUUCCCCCGAUGCGCGGUGUCGAGCAUUCCAUCCAGCUCGUGCCUGACUAUCGUGUUCACCAUCAGGCACUAUACCGACUCUCAAUUCCAGAGGCGACGGAACUCAAGCGUCAGCUUGAGGAGCUCCUUCGACUUGGUUUCAUUAAACCUAGUAACUCCCCUUGGGGUGCACCUAUCCUCUUUGCUCGCAAAGCGGAUGGAACUCUCCGCCUCUGCAUCGAUUAUCGCGGUUUUAACCGUCACACGGUUAAGAACAGUUAUCCCAUGCCCCGCGCGGAUGAGCUGUUUGACCGUCUGGCAGGCAACCGCUUCUUCACGAAGAUCGAUCUUCGUAGCGGUUACCACCAGAUCCGCGUUGCCGCAGAGGACCAGCUGAAGACCGCCUUUCGGUCGCGCUUCGGCCACUACGAGUUCACGGUGAUGUUUUUCUUCCUGCAGUCACCAGGCAAAGAAGUGAAAUUUCAUCUUGAACUGAGGUCUGUAUUUCAACAGCACACUGAGUUUGACACAGGUUAUGUGGCUUGUACGAAGUGCCACGCAGUUUACGCAUACGAAAUGCGUCAUGGUACCAGCUCACUGAACGGCCACAGAUGUCGGCUAGUGGCAGCCGAUGUCGGCUCAAUGCGUCUAUUUGCAACAACGGUCCAACCGACCACGUCGCAAAAGAGACAAGUGGCAAGGGCAGCUGCGAUGAUGUGUUGUGAGGAUCUGAGACCAUUUUCCAUCGUAGAGGACCCAGGGUUCCGUCGGUACUCGCAAGUUAUUCUUGACAUCGGGAUUAGUGUUGGUAGGGGCAUGAAAGUAGAUGAUUUGAUUCCCUCACGCUUCACAGUUAAGCGUCAGGUGAUAGGCAAUGCUGAAUCACUCCGCGAUGUUGUCAAAGCAAAGUUGAAAGAACACUUUGCCGAUAAGAUGCAUGCAGGGUUCACAGUUGACCUGUGGACCGACUCGAUCAAGAGAACGUCUUUCAUGUCCAUCACAAUCCACUAUAUCGACGACGCUUUCAAACUGCACGUACGGACACUUCAAGUGCAGCCGAUGCACGAUGAAUCACAUACCGUUGUCCGUGUCCUGAAAACAUUCAAGGAAUGUCUUCGGGACUUCGGGUGUGAUGAAAACGAAAGGUGUGUAGUGUGUUCAGAUAGUGGAUCGAACAUGUGCGGUGGUGAGGGUAUUCGUAGUAAUUUCAAAUGGUUGCCGUGCAACGAUCACAAGAUUGCGACGGUGUUGACCACUGUGCUCAACAAGACCACAACCUCGACAAACGGUAUCAAGUCGGCACCUUUUUAUAAAUUUGAGGACGCCGCACCAGAGGUAUUUGAGCUCAUUGAUAAUUCCAAGGAACUUGUUCGACACGUCAAGCAGUCUAACCUGCAAAGGGCGUUGAAAAAUACGCUAAAGCAAGAAAACGCGACACGAUGGAAUUCGUUAUUGCGUAUGCUCAAGAGUGUCAACAAAAGUUAUGAGGAAGUUUCGAAUCUCUUGAUGAGCAAAGGUGGCGCAAGGGCUUUUUUGAUUGCACAAAUCAACAAGGAGUUGUUAGAGGAACUAAUACGUUUUCUUGAUCGUUUUGAAGAGGCCACUUUAAAACUUGAGAGUUAUCUUCAGCCUGCUCUUCAUUGCGUGGUCUACGAGAGAAACAAGUUGGUCCAACAUUGCGAGACUUGCACAGAGCCUGUGCGAGACGUAGAUGAAGUGGGAAAGGAAGUGGUCACUCCACCACAUUCAGACAACAUCGCAGCCAUCAAGAGGUUAAUCAAAGAUACGAUAACGGAGAAGUGGCCGUUGGAAGAUUUGCAUGUCGUUGCUGCCUUGCUUGAUCCUCGUCAGAAGGACAGGCUUGAGAUAUUUGAAGUUUCAUUCGUGCAAGUGAAACGAGGGAAGAAUCAAUUGAAGGCAAUCAUGCAAAGUAUUGCCCCGAGUGUUGACAUUGAACCAAACGUGCUCAAGGUCGAGGUUGUUAAGGAGCGUCCAACGAAAAGAAGAAGGGGAAGACCGGGGAUGUGUAGCUCUGAUGAGGAGGAUGCUGAGACACCAAGAAGGGAUGAGACCUUGAAAAUGAGCACACCUGAGAGGAUUCAAAAAGAGCUUGAAUAUUAUUUCGCUCUGAAGUUGACAAAGGAGGAGAAACGGACUUUCGACCUCCUUCUCUGGUGGAAAGCCAAAGGGAUGGCAGUCACAACGGAGGAUCUUCAGAUAUUGCGUCCUCCUUUGCCUAUUAUGGCACGGGCUGCUCGUGCGGUGUUAUGUGUGCCUGCAUCGAGCUCGAAGACUGAGUGCAAUUUCUCUGAUGCAGGGAACACAUUGACGAAGAAAAGGAACUUGCUUAGCGGUUCGAUGGUCAACGACAUAUUGUUUGUUCGAUCAAACAAGGACUUGAGUACAUGAAAGUAGAUGGAAAUUGGAAUUGAACACAGACGAAUGGGUUUCAAUCUAGUUUCCUUGUCAAGUUUUGUGACUCUUUGACACGGUGUUGCUUGUGUUAAUAACUAAUUUUAUACUUAUUUCCUUUCAAAAGCUGAAUGUUGAUGAAUAGUUCUCGAUCGAUCGCAUUUUAAAGAUUGAUUGGUUUAAUUUUGUCAUGUCACGUUGAUGGGUGGUGGGAUGCCGGGGAAAGUUGGGUUCUCCCGGGGAGAAUCUUGCUGGUUAGCUUCUUCUUCCUUAUUUACUAAUGCCCGAUUCCUACUAUUAUGUUUGACAAUUGAAACAUGAUGCCCACGUAUGGGUGUGCGGUAAUACCUAUCUAUUUCCUGAUAAAAUGAGUCUUUGGUU
Chara braunii is the source of this 6013-nucleotide messenger RNA. NCBI's taxonomy places the organism in Eukaryota, Viridiplantae, Streptophyta, Charophyceae, Charales, Characeae. The record is from the annotation of a GenBank genome assembly.